ACGAUUAGAGCUUUCCGGAUCGAUUGGUGAUAUAUAGAGAGAGAGGAAUGGAUUGUGUGUGGAUCUGUGGGCGACGCCAUGAAAGUUGGAAAAUUGAAAGAGAAGGAAACAGAGGAGCUUGAGAAACCGAGAGAGACUGACGCCGACGCCAAGAAAGGUGAAAAUUUUGAGGUGGAGGAGAAACCGAAACAAAACGGAAAGAGAGUUUCGAGGAAUAUAUCGAUCGACGACGACGUUUACAUUAAGAACCCUAAACAACGCAAAAUUAACGAUGACGAGGAGGAAAUUGUGUUGGAGGGGUUAUUUGACGACGAUGAGGAUCGGAAAAUUGAGGAGGACGAUGAUGAGGAAAUUAAGAAAAAAAUUCUGAAACAGUUAUUUUCGAAAAACGAAGUUCAGGAUAUUGAUGAGAAUGACAUUGCUUAUUAUGAUCUCGAUGAAGACCUAAUUAAUAUGGAUGACGAAGAUGACGGUUGUGGUAUCGUGAACAACUAUGUCCGAGGUUCCCCGAGCUCUACAGUCGGAAUUCCGCGCGGAGAAGAUCUCAAAUCAAAACUCGAAUCUUAUGCCAACCUAGCUAUUCAUGCCUACAAUGAAGUCAAAUCGAAAGAAUACCGUUUUGUGGACGUGGUUAGCUCAACCGGAUACUUUUGCCAGGGUGUCUUAUACAGUAUGACCUUUGAAGCCAAACUUGCUGGCCAAGAUGAUUCGGAUGCCCUCACUUUAGUUGCUGAGGUUUACGAAGGUUUGUUCGGCGAACGUGAAGUAUGCCUUGUUUGCAAGCCCGAGGAACGUCCGCCUUAUUAUCCCCAAAACCGCUAAUGUAGGUAUUUCAUCUUUGUAAUUUUGAUAGAGGGUAUAAGUUCAUGGGUUAGAUUCGAAAAAGCAGUGGCUCAUAGUCAAUUUGAGGGAUUU
Messenger RNA from Erythranthe guttata (spotted monkey flower), 915 nucleotides. Lineage: Eukaryota; Viridiplantae; Streptophyta; Magnoliopsida; Lamiales; Phrymaceae. The record is from RefSeq and is a predicted model, not a curated record.